AUGACAUCCAUCCCUAGACCAAGCCAGGAGACGGUUCACAGGCUUAUGAGGGACCAAGUUGCCCUUGUCACCGGGGCAGCCAGAGGAAUCGGCUUCUCAACGGCAUUCCUUCUGGCACAACAUGGCGCGCGGGUGGUGCUAGUCGAUGUGCGAGAGGAGGAGCUCAAGGCGGCCUGCGCCAAAAUCGGGCCCCGGUCGACAUACCAGGUCUGCGACGUUAGUGACUGGGAUCAACAAGUGGAAUUGUUCCAGCAUGUAUCGAGUGCGAUCGGGCCGAUUCAUCUGCUGGUCUGCAAUGCAGCCAUCAAUCCCGAAAUCGCACUUCUGCAGGCAUCCGACGCGCAGCAGCACGCGCAGAUGAAGGCGCAGGUACGCUACAACUACCUAGCCGAGGAGCGCGAUGGGCGGGACGGCAAAUGCCGGCGGCCGCCGACGACAGUGGUGGACGUCAAUUUGCACUCGGUGAUCUUCGGAUUGAAACUGGGGAUCCAGCACCUGAAGAAGCACGGCCGGAUUGUGGUGGUGGGAUCUGCGGGUUCGUACGUGCCGAUCCCCUCCCAGCCCCUUUAUUCCGCCAGUAAGCACGCGGUGCUCGGGUUGGUACGCAGCACGGCGCAGACGGAGGAGGUGGCCCGAACCGGGGUCUCCAUUUCCUGGAUCGCACCGUGGCUGACGAUGACCUCGAUGGUGGAGGGAUUACAGGCGACACGGGACGGGAGCCUGCAAAGUUCACCUGAUGACGUCGCGUGGGCCAUUCUUGCGGCUAGUGCGGCAGAGGCGCCGAAUGGCAAGGGGUAUUGGGUGCAAGGCUCUGCAAUCAGCGAAGUGGAGGGGGCUUACGGGGGAGGUGGCGGGUCAAUUAAUUUGCCCAGAGAACCGGUUCUAGGGUUUAACCUCGGGAUCCGUGGACCCUGA
This is a messenger RNA of Penicillium brevicompactum, 915 nucleotides long. RefSeq lists its product as uncharacterized. The record is from RefSeq and is a predicted model, not a curated record. Gene Ontology annotation, cellular component: cytoplasm. NCBI's taxonomy places the organism in Eukaryota, Fungi, Ascomycota, Eurotiomycetes, Eurotiales, Aspergillaceae. The transcript has a single exon. Gene Ontology annotation, molecular function: oxidoreductase activity, acting on the CH-OH group of donors, NAD or NADP as acceptor. The coding region runs from base 1 to 915 and encodes 304 amino acids.